ACACACAACAAAAACACCUGCAAUACUUAGCAAAGCAACUCAUCUCUUUUCGAUGGCGAUUCCAGUGAUUGAUUUCUCUAAGCUCAAUGGACAAGACAGGGCCCGGACACUUGCUCAGAUUGCCCAUGCAUGCCAGGAAUGGGGCUUUUUUCAAGUGAUGAACCAUGGGAUUGGUGAGGAACUCCUGGAGAGGGUGAAGAGAGUUUCAUCAGAGUUCUAUAAGUUGGAAAGGGAAGAGAAUUUCAACAACUCAGAGGUGGUGAAUUUAUUCAAAGAAACUGGUGAUGAAAAGCUGGAGAAUGUGGAUUGGGAAGAUGUUAUAACUUUGGCAGAUGAUAAUCAAUGGCCAUUCAAGACACCAGGAUUCCAGGAAACCAUGAAGGAAUAUAGAUGUGAGUUGAAGAAACUGGCUGUAAAAAUCAUGGAAGUAAUGGAUGACAACUUAGGGUUACCAAAGGGAUACAUCAAGAAAGCUUUCAACGGUGGAGAAAGCGAAAGCAACGCCUUCUUUGGCACCAAGGUGAGCCACUACCCGCCGUGUCCGAACCCAGAGAAGGUAACCGGUCUCCGAGCUCACACCGACGCCGGUGGCGUCAUCUUACUCUUCCAAGACGACGAAGUAAGCGGCCUUCAAGUACUUAAAGACGGGGAAUGGAUCUAUGUUCAGCCGUUGAAGAACACGAUCGUCAUCAACACCGGUGACCAAAUCGAGGUCCUUAGCAACGGGCGGUACAAGAGUGCAUGGCACCGCGUGUUGAGCACCGUGGAAGGCAACAGGCUGUCGAUUGCUUCGUUUUAUAACCCUUCACUGGAAGCCACGAUUGCUCCAGCAACACAACUAGUGAAGGGGACGAAGGAAGAAAUGGAUCAAACGUAUCCCAAGUUUGUUUUCGGUGAUUAUAUGUCUGUUUAUGUGCAGCAAAAGUUCCUCCCUAAAGAACCCAGGUUCCAAGCUGUAAGGACCGUGUAAGAAGAUCUAAAAUAAAAACCUUUAAAUUUCAGUAUGUUUCUGGGUUAAUUGAG
Hibiscus syriacus is the source of this 1023-nucleotide messenger RNA. Its product is annotated as 1-aminocyclopropane-1-carboxylate oxidase 5-like. Bases 53 to 970 code for a protein of 305 amino acids. Lineage: Eukaryota; Viridiplantae; Streptophyta; Magnoliopsida; Malvales; Malvaceae. The transcript has 3 exons. The record is from RefSeq and is a predicted model, not a curated record.